Messenger RNA from Effrenium voratum, 974 nucleotides. Lineage: Eukaryota; Dinophyceae; Suessiales; Symbiodiniaceae. The record is from the annotation of a GenBank genome assembly.
CAGCUUUGAGAGUUAGAGACUCUGCCAUGGGCCUCCUUGAUGGCUAUGACAGUGAUGAGUCAACAGCACCCGAGAGGAACACUAGGCGGCGAGUCGUCCGCCUUGACUACGCCAAGCUGCCUGUGUCUCGGCGCCUGGACCCUGCAGCGCGUGAAGUUCCAGCCCGAAUUGUUGAACCAGAUGCGGGGGAGCUGGAAAAGCUGGCCCAAGCCAAACAGAAGGAGGACAGCGAGUCUGAGUGCAGUGGAUCCGACUCUGAUGACACAUCAAGACCGGAGCCAGCGUCAAACUGCGAGGCUCCGGUCGGCGCGCUUCCAUUUCUCCUGCCCGCGCCAAAGGCCGAGGGGCAGGCGGCGAGCAUCGAGAUCGACUUCAAAGCCUUGGGGAAGCCAAGGGAGAAGCCUCAGGCGGCCUCGCAAGUGAAUGCAUGGCUCAUCAAGCGCCCCUUCGCGCCAACAGUCGAGGAGGAGGAGGAGGAGCAAUUCCCGGAAAGCUUGCUGAAGCACCCCAUGCUUCGGUCUCGAGCCGGGCCGACGCAGUCAGAAGUCGCUGAACUCCAGUCGCGCAAGAAGGUGGUGCACAUCAGGGCGGACAGCAUGAAGGACCCAGACUGGCAGCUGAAUAGCCUAUUGGUGGGUCAGCCUGGGCAUUUACGUGGCCACGCAGUCCCGACGGCCGUCAGCCAGUUCGAGACCGAAGAAUGGAACCAAUCCACCUUGUCCUAUCCAUCACGAUCGCAGAAGAGGAAGUCGCAGAUCAACUGGCUCGCAUCUUUGGCUGCAUGUCUGGCGGGGGCGCACACGUGGUCCUUGCCCAGUCAUAGCUAGACAGCUAGACUAAGGGUUCGUAUGGGUGAAAUAAUCUCGACUAAGGCACAAGAAGCGAUCAACAAAGAAGCAGAGCACCUGGACCGAGUUGCGCAUGGCAAGCAGUGCAAGGCGCAAACCUGGCACAAAUACGGAUGGUGACGGACA